Molecule: messenger RNA, 2044 nt
Organism: Pygocentrus nattereri (red-bellied piranha)
Lineage: Eukaryota; Metazoa; Chordata; Actinopteri; Characiformes; Serrasalmidae
Exons: 5
Coding region: 26-2044 (672 amino acids)
Molecular function (GO): ATP hydrolysis activity; GTP binding
Source: RefSeq, a predicted model, not a curated record
UCUGAGGUGUACGAACACUAUCAUCAUGGCUCAGAGGAUAAACCAAGCAUCAUCAGCUGAUUUGAUCAAGAAAAGUGUCAUGCUCAGUUCGGGCCCACCAGCGCUGUACCGUCUUUACACAACAAGGAGUAAUCUAGACAAGCAUGGCAAGAUCAGAAAGUGGACCUUUGGACAGAAAUGUGCCAACAUGCAAAACAAAAUAAUCCUGAUGGUGGGAGAAACGGGAACAGGCAAGACCACUCUGAUCAACACCAUGGCCAAUUACUUUCUGGGGGUGAAGUUUGAGGAUCAAGUGUGGUUCGAGAUCACAGAAGAAGACAGGAGAGAUCAAACAGAAUCUCAAACAUCGGAAAUCACUGCUUACGAGAUCUUUUCCGAGAGGAAACUCGCCUCUCUCACCAUCAUUGACACGCCAGGUUACGGAGACACCAGGGGGAUAGAUAAGGACAUGGAAAUCGCUCAAAACUUACAUGAAUUAUUUCUACAUGAGACUGGAGUGAAGAGUCUUGACGCUGUGUGUCUUGUACUGAAAGCGUCUCAGAACAGGAUCUCAGAGUUUCAGCGCUACAUUUUCGAAGCAGUUCUGUCCUUGUUUGGGAAAGACAUAGAGGACAUCAUAGUGCUGUUUAUUACACACUCCGACGGAGGACCACCAACAAACGUUCUGGAAGCCAUCAAGAAGGAAAAGAUCCCCUGCUGUCACGAUGAAGAGAACGAACCUGUUCAUUUCCUGUUCAACAACCGUCAGUCUGAGAAACAGACAAAGAAAUACGAGUACGUUUACAGAUCUUCCUGGGAAAUGGCGACGGACAAUAUUAAGGAAUUUUUCAGAUUCCUAAAAUCACGACAGAGAAAAAGCCUAAAUAUGACUGUAAGUGUUCUAGAGGAGCGCAUGCAGCUGAAGGCCUGCGUUGAGAAUCUGAAGGAACGCAUCAAAUACAGCGAAGCAAAACGGACAGAACUGACUUACGUUCAACAAGCUUUGAAACAGAACAAAGAAAAGAUUGAGAAAGAUAAAAAGUUUAUGUUCACUGUCAAGAUAGCUUACAAAGAGAAGGUUGACACAUCAGGUGCUUCAUGGCAGGACCGAAAGGUGACCUCCUGCAAAGAAUGUGAGGAGAACUGCCACGAGUUUGGCUGCUGGCUUGCUGGAAGUCCCCGGUUGUGCAAAGUUAUGAAAGAAAGUCACUGCAUUGUGUGUCACUGCCACUACUCCACACACGUCAGAGAGCACAAGAAAUAUGUGACAAAGCAGAGAGAGGAAAGAGUCACAUUUGAAGAACUGAAAGAGAAAUACAAAACGGAGCAUGGGAAAACACUGAGAAUCAAAGAAAUGAUGACAAGCCUAGAAAUCUGCCUGAAAAUGCACAUGGCCAGAAAUGAAGAAGAGAAGAGGAGCUUGGUGAACGAUGCAUAUGUGGCGAUCGUAAAACUGUCCGAGAUCGCGUUAAAACCAGACUCUGCCUUUACCGUUCAGUACCUCGACUUCCUGAUUCCCCGAGUUGAAGAGGUUGGAACAGCAGGGUGGGCUCAGAAACUGAAGGACAUGCAGAAAGCCGCAGACAAAGAAUCAACUAAAUCUGCAGUGGGGUAUUUAAGUCGGAUUAAUAUGGACACGCAGAAAGCUGCAGCUGAAUUUGCUAACUCUGUAGUGGGGUAUAUAAGUAAGAUGAGUAAGGACAUGCAGAAAACUACAGACAGAGAAUCUGCACACGCUGCAGAGGGGCCUACUUUCUGCAUAAUGAAGUUUCUCCAAGUUAAACUCAUAAAGACCUCAGAUCGUCUGUGUCCCAUCGUCUAUGUAGAAGAGCUAAAGCUCAGACUGCAGCUUCAGAGGAGAAGAGUGGACCAAGGACAUCCCAGCAUGCAUCAGGCCACACUGAAGCUUGUGGAAGUGAGAAUCCUCAUCAGAUCCUCUACACGCCUCCUGCUGCUCUGCCUCAGUAUCAGCCUUUACUGCUCCUCCUGCAGAGAUGAAGGUUUUCAGUUCAUCUGUCCUGCAGCAUCUCCCAACAUUCCAGAGUGUCCAGCGUCUGUUCUUUGA